Messenger RNA from Cladophialophora psammophila CBS 110553, 2136 nucleotides. Its product is annotated as chitin synthase. Gene Ontology annotation, cellular component: cell septum; cell periphery. NCBI's taxonomy places the organism in Eukaryota, Fungi, Ascomycota, Eurotiomycetes, Chaetothyriales, Herpotrichiellaceae. The transcript has a single exon. Gene Ontology annotation, molecular function: chitin synthase activity. The record is from RefSeq and is a predicted model, not a curated record. The coding region runs from base 1 to 2136 and encodes 711 amino acids.
AUGGUUGCCACGCUGCCUCUACCGAGGCACCUCGUACAAUAUUUCCCUACUCUGCUAAUAUCCAUCCUCCAGCAGUUCGCGUUCUACUCCUUCGCUGCGAUGCUGGUGAUACCUUGGCUUUUCUGCGUCUAUCGGCUAGUUGUCGUCCCCCUUGGACGUCAGAAGCGGGUCAAGUAUACCCUUAAUGAGUUGACCGCCCCGAAGGUAGUUGUGGUCAUGCCGGUCUACAAGGAGCCACCGGACUCCCUGUGGAGAGCUCUAAAUUCCGUAGUAAACUGCGAUUACCCUGCCGCUUGCAUUCACGUGUUUGUCUCUUUCGAUGGCGAUGACAUUGAUGAGCUUUACCUGAAGACAAUCGAUCGGCUCGGCAUGCCUGUUACCUUGAAGGACUUUCCAAAAUCGAUCGACGUGGCAUUCAACGGGGCGCGGGUCACAGUCUCGAGGUUUCCACAUGGAGGGAAGCGACAUUGCCAGAAGGCGACAUUCCUCCUCAUCGACAAGAUCUACAAACGGUAUCUCCAGGAGAAAGACGACCUCUUCAUCUUGUUCAUCGACUCCGACUGUAUCUUGGAUCCUGUGUGCAUCCAGAACUUUAUGUACGACAUGGAAUUGAGGCCUGGCAGCAAACAUAAUAUGCUGGCGAUGACUGGUAUUAUCACAUCAUCCACGAAGAAGCACUCCUUCAUCACCUUGUUGCAGGAUAUGGAAUACGUGCACGGCCAGCUGUUCGAAAGAUCAGUUGAAUCAGGCUGUGGCGCCGUCACAUGUUUGCCUGGGGCCUUGACCUUGCUUCGGUUCUCAGCAUUUCGAAACAUGGCGCGAUUCUACUUCUCUGACAAGGCGGAAGAAUGCGAGGACCUCUUUGAUUAUGCUAAAACGCAUCUCGGCGAAGACCGAUGGUUGACACAUCUGUUCAUGCUCGGUGCCAAACAGCGGUAUCAGAUCCAACUGAGCACCAGUGCCUUUUGCAAGACUGAAGCGGUGCAAACAUUUCGGUCCUUGCUCAAGCAGAGGCGUCGGUGGUUCUUAGGAUUCAUCACCAACGAGGUUUGCAUGUUGACGGAUGGCCGACUUUGGAGGAAGUACCCCAUGCUCUGCCUUCUUCGAUUUGCCACUAUUACCAUCCGGACGACGGCACUCCUCCUUUUGAUCACCAUCAUCUCGAUAUCGAGCACCUCAACUCGUGUAGAUUCCUUGCCCUGGGAGUUCAUGUGCAUCUCCUGCGGUUUGAACUGGUUGCUCAUGUUUUACUUUGCAAUCAGGCUCCACCGGUGGAAGGCUGCCCUGUAUCCGAUGAUGUUUAUGUUGAACCCGUUCUUGAACUGGGUCUAUAUGGUGUAUGGCGUCUUCACAGCUGGGCAAAGAACGUGGGGCGGGCCGAGAGCAGACGCAGGGGCAGCAGAUGCUAAGGUGACACCACAGCAGGCCAUCGAACACGCCAUUGCCACCGGAGACGACUUGAAUAUUGUCCCCGAAACAUUCAAGCCAGCCAUUGAAUUUCGACGGCGCCGUACCCGACCGUCGGCACUCCAACCAUCGUCAAGUGUCGAGGGUCGAUUCUUUUCCGCAGAACAAGAACCCGGCCAGUUGCCUGACAAUGAUGUAGCCUCGACAACCCCAACAAAUGUCAAUUUUAGCUCGCAGCAGCACCGAUAUGAGCACGAAUCUCUUGACAUGAGCGAUUCAGAUAGUUUAUCUGUCCAUACGCCAAAAUGGAUCAACAACUUCAGCGAAGACGAGGAGAGAGGGAGCCGUCAAAGUCGGGAAGCUCACAUGGAGCCAAGGCCGAGGAGCAUGGUCACAGACCUUCAGCAACGCAUGAGAGAAAGCCACUCCGCAGCGCGAAACACAGUGGCCGUCAUUCCAGCCUUACAGGAUCAGAGGGACCUGUAUACACCUGCCGAACCACGUGAUGUUCGGCAAGGGAUGAUAAGAAUUCAACACAUUGACAAUCGAAGUCCCUUGGGGCGAAACAGUCCGCUGAUGGCCGUCUCUGUGGAGGAAGAUGUCCCUGCUCUGGAAAUGGAAGAGAAAGAGGAUCGGGACAUGGCGGAUAUCAAGAAGGUCAAGAGAAGGUCAUUGAAGAAGCACCAGCGGCUGCGGAAGAGAAGCCCGAGUCCGGGCAAAAUGGUGUAA